AUGUCCAACAAACCUUUCAAGCUGUCGGCCACCCUCGUCGGCCAUUCUCAAGAUGUCAAGUCAGUCAAGUUUGUCAAGCCAGAUUCAAUCUUCUCCUGUGCCCGAGACACAACGGCCCGAGUUUGGAAGAGGAGCGAUGAACAGUGGUCCGAACAGUUGGUGUACCAGAACUCCAACCCAGGCUUCUUAAACGCAAUCGCAGCAAUCACUAUCAAGGAUAAAGAGUACAUCAUUAGUGCUGGACAAGAUGCGUUGCUUCAACUUUGGCCACUUCAUCCCGAAUCUGAUCAGUCCUACGCACCUGAAUUCGUCCUGGCUGGUCACACCUCGAAUGUAUGCUGUCUGGACGUAUACGAUGCAGGUCCGGGACAGCAACCUACGAUUUGCAGCGGGAGUUGGGAUUGUUCAGCGAUUGUUUGGCGUGAUAAUAAUGCGGUUUACAACCUACGGGGACACUCUGCGGCCGUCUGGGCUGUUCUCGGCUUGGGCGAUGCGGAUGAUAGCGUUCUCACUGCUGGAGCGGAUAACUUGAUUAUGUUGUGGAAAAAGGGCAAACAGGCGCUUACCUUCAAAGGUCACACUCAAGCCGUUCGUGCAUUGGCCAAGCUACCACAAAACCCUCAGCUGUUUGCAUCCGCUGGGAAUGAUGCCACAGUCCGCGUAUGGAAUCUGGACGGGCAAGCAGUCCGGGUGAUGGACGGACAUGACUCAUUUAUCUACUCAUUGAGCUCGAUGCCUUCCGGCGAGAUCGUAUCAUCAGGCGAAGAUCGCACGGUGAGGAUUUGGGACCCAAGCUCUGGUCAACUCACCCAAACCGUCACCGUUCCGGCCAUAAGCGUUUGGACAGUCUCGGCCAAUCCAGAAAACGGAGAUAUCGUGUGUGGCUCUUCGGACAACAUGAUCAGGGUAUUCACUCGCUCAGAAGAACGCCUAGCCUCAUCAUCCGAACUUUCCAAAUUUGAAGAAUCCGUCAAGACCAGUUCAGUUCCGAGUGCCACCGUUGGUGAUGUCAAAAAGUCAGACCUACCGAGUGUAGCAGUUUUACUAUCUCGUCGAGGAAAGAAGGAGGGCGAAGUGGCGAUGGCAAAAAACGAAAGCAAUGGCGCAGUAGAGGCCUACCAAUGGGAUGGAAUGAAAGGCGAUUGGUCAAUGGUCGGGACGGUUGUCGAUGGUAUUGGCUCAGCAAGAAAACAGCUCUUCGAAGGAAAGGAGUAUGAUUACGUCUUCGAUGUCGAUAUCAAGGACGGAGAGCCCCCUCUCAAACUACCCUACAACGCAUCUGAUAAUCCAUACACUGUCGCUCAAAAAUGGCUCGCAAAGCACGAGCUGCCCGACACCUACGUCGACCAAGUCGUAGAUUUCAUCGACAAAAAUACAUCUGGCGUAGCCCUAGGAGGGCCGACUGCAGGCGCGGAUCCGUUCACUGGUUCAGCCAGCUACCGCCCUAAUCCUGGUCAAAAUCAAACCCAGUCAAAUGUUGGAGCUGAUCCUUUCACCGGCGCUGGCAGCUAUCGGCCGAAUAGUGGUGCACCCUCUGUUGUGGUAACAGGAAAGAUCAAAGAGUUCAGUUCACAGCUCGGCGGGAAAGAACUUUCUCCAACCGAACUUAAGGCUCUGAGUAGCUUAACCACGUAUCUUUCCAAAGUCUCGGGUGCGCCUCCUGAAUCAGGAAUCAAGGUCUUGGAAAAGAUGAUGGUGGAUUGGCCUCCUGCCAAGCAAUUCCCAGCCAUUGAUAUUGUUAGAACAAUGUCGAUUUCCGUCCUAUCAGCUCAACUUCUUCCUUGCCUUCUUGCCAAAAUUCGAGAACUGGAUGAUCAGCCUGGAACCGAACUUAAUUUCACAUUGGCCGUUCGAGCAUUAAGCAAUGGCUUGACAUCCUGCCCAAUCACAACCAGUCAACCAACGCUGAUCAACAAACCAGAUUUGGCUAAGCAGAUAUGUGAUCUCCUGUCUUCUGAGAGUUCACCAAAGCUCAACUUGACGACAAAGAAUGCGAAAGUUGCCUUCGCCACCUUGCUUCUGAAUUUGUCAAUUUUGUGUGUCGAUGGUAUUCUUGACUCUGAUGCUGUGGCUCAGCUAUUGGCUCUAACUGGACAAUUCGUUAGCGCAGAAGCAGAGGAGGAGGCAGUCUACAGAAGUCUGAUUGGAUUGGGAAAUAUGGUUUCAUCCCAGAAGACCUCAGGGCUGUUGACUAGUGAAGCCAAGAGUAAGAUUGCCACUCUCCUGUCUUAUGUUCAAGGCGGACGAACCGGUCCGAAUCGGUUAUCUGAUGCAAUCAAAGAAAUCAGUACGCUAAUCAAAUAG
Puccinia graminis f. sp. tritici CRL 75-36-700-3 is the source of this 2304-nucleotide messenger RNA. RefSeq lists its product as uncharacterized. The transcript has 9 exons. Gene Ontology annotation, biological process: ubiquitin recycling; proteasome-mediated ubiquitin-dependent protein catabolic process. NCBI's taxonomy places the organism in Eukaryota, Fungi, Basidiomycota, Pucciniomycetes, Pucciniales, Pucciniaceae. Gene Ontology annotation, molecular function: ubiquitin binding. Bases 1 to 2304 code for a protein of 767 amino acids. Gene Ontology annotation, cellular component: nucleus; cytoplasm. The record is from RefSeq and is a predicted model, not a curated record.